AUUCGAGCGAACGGUCAACUAGGAAAAUGUUUCCCAGCAGAGAUUCUCUUUUGCUGGGCGUGUUGCUGAUAUCAGCAAUUGGUGUCCAUUCCGAAUCGAUCCCCUGCAAAGUAAAGGAUCAAAAGUACGGAAAAGUAUGCGUUUGCACGGCAGAUUACUGUGAUUAUCUGGAGAAUCCUGUGCUGACGGACGAAGACGAAUGGUUUCUGAUAUCCAGUUCCAAACAGGGUCUUAGAUUUUCUACCACAAGUGGUAAAUUUGGAUCCGAGGAUAAGGUUACCCUGCAGGAUUAUGUGGAACCUACUACAGAGUCUGAAAAUGAAUCGAUUCUUUCGAACUUGAUUGAUGAAGUGGUGGCCAGUGCUUUUACCUUGGAAUCGCGGGAGAGUUCCAUCACCCGUUCUGUUACUCUGAAAUUGAAUAGAACUAAAACGUAUCAGAGAAUGGUUGGCUUUGGAGGCAGUUACACUGGAGCUGUGACUUAUUUGGUGGAGAGCUUCAAGCAAUCCGAACUGGCUGAUCACCUCUACAAAUCUUUCUACGCGGAGGAUGGACUGGGAUUCAAUCUCAUGAGAAUUCCCAUCGGAGGUUCUGACUUCGAUUUUAAUGCCUGGUCUUAUGCCGAGGAGGAGGGUAAUACCCUACUCUCCGACAUGGAUGAACUGCAUGAGAAGGAUGUGAAUAAAGUGGCACAAAUUAAACGUCUCAUCGAGGUAUGUGAAAAUAAGAAUCUCCUCGUCAAAGGAGCAGCAUGGAGUGCCCCUCCCUGGAUGAAGACGAACAACAAGUGGACAGGAUUUGGACGCCUGAAGCGGGAUUAUUACCAAACCUGGGCGGAUUACCACCUGCGAUGGAUCAAACUGAUGGAGGCCAACGGGAUUCCCAUUUGGGCCAUUUCCACUGGCAACGAGCCACUGAAUGGAAUAUUCUUCAUGUACUUCGUGAGGUUCAUGAGCAUGGGAUGGACUCCGCAGACCCAGGCCAUUUGGUUGAACGACUAUCUGGGCCCCACCCUCCGCAACUCCGAGUUCAAGGACAUCAUCCUGUUUGGCAACGAUGACCAGCGUUACUCAUUUCCUCACUGGUUUAAAAUGAUGAACCGCACACGCCCCAGUUCGGUUGAUUAUCUGGAUGGAUUAUCGCUGCAUUGGUAUUGGGAUGAGAUUUUCGGCAAUAGCUUUAUCGAACAGACCACGGAAUACGCCCCCGACAAGAUAUUGAUAGUAUCCGAGUCCUGUAUCGGAGAUAAACCCUGGCAGGCAGCUGCUCCUCUCCUGGGAAGUUGGGAAAGGGGCGAGAAGUACGCUCGUGAUUAUCUUUUGAACAUAAGACUAGGAUUCCACGGCUGGAUCGACUGGAACAUUGCACUGGAUGAAGAGGGCGGUCCCAACUACGUUGAUAAUACUGUGGAUGCUCCAGUUAUUGUCAAUACCACAACAUUUGAGGAGUUCUAUAAGCAACCCAUGUUCUAUACCAUUGGUCACUUUUCCAAACUGGUUCCCGAAGGAUCUGUUCGUAUAGAUGCGGUUCCGAGUAAUGUCAAUCUGGAUUCUGUGGCUUUCCUUCGACCGGACAACAAAAUCGCCGCUGUUCUGUUCAAUAGCGGUCGCGCUGAUCUGGACAUCACUUUGGUGGACAGUGUUCGGGGUCAGUUUAUUGUCAAUGUUCCAGCCAAAUCCAUUCACACCUUACUAUACAGUUAAAUUCAUUUUUUUUUUUAAUUAAACAAAUUUUAUAAAAUAAACAUUGUGACAUAA
Drosophila ficusphila is the source of this 1757-nucleotide messenger RNA. Its product is annotated as lysosomal acid glucosylceramidase. The record is from RefSeq and is a predicted model, not a curated record. The transcript has 4 exons. Gene Ontology annotation, molecular function: glucosylceramidase activity. Gene Ontology annotation, biological process: glucosylceramide catabolic process. Bases 27 to 1703 code for a protein of 558 amino acids. Lineage: Eukaryota; Metazoa; Arthropoda; Insecta; Diptera; Drosophilidae.